UUUUGCAUGAACUGCUCUGAAUUAAGGACACUGCAGUGUAAGGAUACACUUGACGAUACAGAUGAAGUUCAAAGGAACUGAUCUUUCUGCUUGGGGAUUUUAAGGUCUGCAUUAUGACUGGUACUUUUUCACCAGAAUACAUUCAGCAAGCAAAGACCAUUUGCUGCUCCUGACAAAGAACCCGGUCAACCGAAUCAGUGACAGUCAGACUAUCGUGAUUUCCAAGCUGUGCUACCUUUGGGAGCGAUUCUAACUAGAGUCAUGCCUGUGGUUAAAGUGGAGAGUGAUUCUCCCUCUGAAACCACUCUUCCAGUGAAUGACAGUCAGAGAGCAGAGCCGCAAAGAGGCCGUCGGAGGAAGAGGCCUCUUCAGCGAGGCAAACCACCGUACAGCUACAUCGCUCUGAUCUCCAUGGCCAUCGCCAACUCGCCUGACCGCAAACUCACUCUGGGAGGGAUCUACAAGUUUAUCACAGAGAGGUUUCCUUUCUAUCGAGACAACUCCAAGAAAUGGCAGAACUCCAUCCGCCAUAAUUUGACACUCAAUGACUGCUUUAUCAAGAUCCCCCGAGAGCCCGGUAGGCCCGGAAAAGGCAACUACUGGGCUCUUGACCCUAACGCCGAAGACAUGUUUGAAAGUGGAAGCUUCUUACGACGUCGGAAGCGGUUCAAGCGCAGCGACUUCACUACAUAUUCAUCGUACGUGCACGAAUCUCCCGUUUUCUCACCGGUCCAGAUUGCGCGCUCAGCCUACGCCAACUCCGUCUACUCCAACAUGGCUGUGAGUCCGCCAUACGCACAACAGCUUCCUUCUGCCUACUACCAGUCCUCCUCUCCAAACUUCACAGCGGGUCAGUCAAGGGUCUUCAGAAUCAAUUCUCUCAUCGGGUCACCAAGCAGGAUGAGUCAAAAUCCAGAGAUGAUCCCACAGCAGUCUUGUCGCAGUUUCAGUCCUGAAAGUGGUUCCUGCAGUUUGGGAGGACCGGGCUUCCAGCAUCAGUCCUGCAACGGGGAGACGGUGCUGUCGUGCUAUUCUAGCGCCUCAAACAACAUGGCCUUUGCCUACUCUGGCCCAGGACAUGGACAAACUCAGGUUUCAUAUCCACAAGGCAGCACUCAGCAUUAUGGGCCAGCAGGGAGGAUGGCCAUCUCCAGCUUGUCUCCCAUUGCUGGUGAUGCUGUCGGGGACCCGUACGGCAGAACCUCCCCUGCACAGCUGGGCUCUUUUGUUCAAUACAAUAAUUCUGGUGCGGUAGGAAGCUCAGGAGCCUAUAUCAGGCAUCCUGCUUACUCGGGUAAUAUGGACAGGUUUGUGUCUGCCACCUAACAAAGGUCAUGGAUGACCUUUUUUUUCCAUAGCAAGAACCGCUGGCACAGGAACAUUUGGGGACAAAAUUUGAGCAAACAUGAAAUGCGUUGUGGAAAAAUAACUGAUAUUUAAAUUGUCUUAUUGUGAUUCCAUUAAUAGAGUAAGAUCUCAAUUUACAUGAACAGAUCUUUUCUAUUACAACGUUGCAAAAA
This is a messenger RNA of Danio aesculapii, 1520 nucleotides long. It is a transcript of the gene foxe1, whose product is annotated as forkhead box E1. Gene Ontology annotation, molecular function: DNA-binding transcription factor activity, RNA polymerase II-specific; RNA polymerase II cis-regulatory region sequence-specific DNA binding. Lineage: Eukaryota; Metazoa; Chordata; Actinopteri; Cypriniformes; Danionidae. Gene Ontology annotation, biological process: cell differentiation; regulation of transcription by RNA polymerase II; anatomical structure morphogenesis. The record is from RefSeq and is a predicted model, not a curated record.